GGGCAGCACUGUCAGCCGAGACCCAGGCCCGGCUGUCACUGCCCCUCCAGGACGAGGCCGGCCAACGUGAGGAGCUGCCCCGCAGAGAACAGAUUUGGAGCAAGUCACGAGGUUUGAAAUAGCCGUCAAGUCACCUUGGCACCAAUUGGGUUGGGUCAGGCUCUUCCUACCCAGCCCAGCUCCGCUGGUCACCUGCAGAGAAAGGAGCUGGCCCCACACCUGGCCUUGGGCUUUGGAGGCGCCUUGACCACAGAGAGGACACCAGCUCUCACCCCCGGCAAGAGGAUCCUGCAAAAUCGCACUCAAGCUUCUGUCAGCCCUCCUUGGCGCCAGUUAGUGUCCACGAGAAGGAGUUCCUCUGACACCCGCCUCCAGCCUCCGUCCCGUCCCCCCAGUCCUGCCCAGCCCCUGCAGCCGUCCGGCUGAGCAGCCCCUCCCCAGGCACCCCUGGGUGUCCCCGGCACCCCGCCAUGGCGGAGCUGUGCCGCACGGACUCCUCGCUGACAGCCCUGGACGAGGAGACGCUGUGGGAGAUGAUGGAGAACCACCGCCACAGGGUCGUGCGCAGCGUCUACCCCAGCCGCCUCACGCCCUACCUGCGCCAGGCCAAGGUGCUGGGCCAGCUGGACGAGGAGGAGGUGCUCCAUAGCGCCCGGUUCACCAACAACGCCAUGCGAGUCGGGCACUUGUUGGAUUUGCUCAAGACCCGGGGGAAGAACGGGGCCAUCGCCUUCCUGGAGAGCCUGAAGUUCCACAACCCUGACGUCUACACCCUGGUCACUGGCCUGCAGCCCGCCGUGGACUUCAGCAACUUCAGUGGGCUCAUGGAGACGUCCAAGCUGACCGAGUGCCUGGCCGGGGCCAUCGGCAGCCUGCAGGAGGAGCUGAGCCAGGAGAAGGGGCAGAAGGAGGCGCUUCUGCAGCGCUGCCGGCGGCUACAGGAGCAGCUGGGCCAGGCGGAGGCCCGGGCUGCGGGCCUGAGCGAGCUGGAGGCCGACCACAGCCGCAUGAAGCGCGAGGUCAGCACCCACUUCCACGAGGUGCUGAAGCUGAAGGACGAGAUGCUCGGCCUGUCCCUGCGCUACAGCAGCGUCCUGGAGGAGAAGGAGCUGGCCGCCAUGCGCUGCCGCGGCCUGCAGGAGGAGCUGUAUCUGCUGAAGCAAGAGCUGCAGAGAGUGCAGGCGGCUUCCAGCUGCGAGCGGGAGUUUCAAGAGAGGAUGGCGGGCGACCCGGAGCCCGGAGAGGAGGAGCUGAGCCGCCUGAAGGAGGAGAACCAGCGGCUCAGGUCGCUGACCUUCAGCCUGGCGGAGAAGGACAUCCUGGAGCAGACCCUGGAUGAGGCUCGCGAGAGCAAGCAGGAGCUGGUGGAGCGGAUCCACUCUCUGAGGGAGCGGGCCGUGGCCGCAGAGCGACAGCGAAAGCAGUACUGGAAGGAGAAGGAGGAGACCCUGCUGCAGUUCCAGAAGACCAAGAUGGACUGCGAGAUCUACAAGGAGAAGAUGAGCAUGCUCCAGAGCCAGGUGGCCCAGCUGCAGAAGGAGCGGGACCAGGCCUACUCCGCGAGGGACGGGGCUCAGGUGGAGAUCUCUCAGAACCUGACCGAGAAGGACUCGCUCCGCCGGAAGGUGUUUGAGCUGACGGACGAAGUCUGCGAGCUGCGCAAACAGCUCUGUGAGCCACGGGCGGACUCGCCGAGUGGGCCCCCACAGGAGGCCGGCGCCAGGGGCAAGCAGCAGCUCGUGCGGAUGUUCGCCAUCUGCCCGCGGGACGACAGCGACAGCAGCCCCCUGAGCUCCUGCGAGGCCUGGUCCGACCUCAGCGCAGCGUCCGCCCGCGAGCCCAUGGGCAGCUUCCGCUCCAGCAGCCCGGUGCCCCCCAGCCAGCAGUCCCUGUACAAGCGGGCCGCGGAGGACCUGCGGGAAGACUCCUGGUCGCUAAGCUGCCCAGAAACCCUGGAGGCCGAGCCGGGCGCCUCCCCAGCAGCCAGGGCUGACGACACAGACCUGGAUUACGAGAUUGUGGACAAGGCAGGCCUUCCUGAGACCGAGGGCAGCUCACAGCCUUGCCCCGGGGGCUCUUCUGCCUCAGAAGGCAGCUGCCCCAUGCGGCGCAGGCGGGCGUGCAGGGCGCUGGGCCAGGUGGCGGUGCUGGCCUUCCAGGGGCGCCGGCUGCUGGAGCAGAUCAGCGUCAUCGGGGGCAACCUCACGGGCAUCUUCAUCCACCGGGUGACCCCCGGCUCGGUGGCGGAUGAGAUGGCCUUGCGCCCGGGCACACAGAUCCUGAAGGUUGAUUACGAGGCGACGGAGCCCCCGUUCCGGGCGGUCCUGGAGGACACGACGCUGGAGCAGGCCAUCGGGCUUCUUGGGCGGGUGGAUGGCUUCUGCUGCCUGUCUGUGAAGGUCAACCUGGAGGGUUAUAAGAAGCUGGUCCAAGAUCUGGAGGCCAAGGUGGCCACCUCGGGGGACUCUUUCUAUGUCCGGGUCAACCUGGCCCUGGAGGGCCGGGCGGAGGGGGCACUUGCUGUGCCCUGCAAUGACAUCCUCCAUGUCACCAAUACCGUGUUCCGGGGCCGUGGCUGCUGGCAUGCCCACCGCGUCAGCCCGUACACCAUGAAGGACACGGACCACGGCACCAUCCCCAGCUACUCACGGGCCCAGCAGCUGCUCAUCGCCGUCCUGCAGGACAUGGCUCAGCAGAGCGUGGCCACCCGCAAGGCUUCGGGGGGGCCCCGGAAGCUCGUCCGCAUCGUCAGUGCAGACAAAGCCAAGGGCAGCCCUGUGCGUGCAGCCUUCAGUGGGGAGCACUCGGACCCCCGCGGGCUGGAAGCCCCCUCUGCUGCGUGCUUCUGGGCCGAGAGCUGCCUCACUCUGGUGCCCUACAGCCUGGUGACCCCUCACAGGCCCACCCAGCCCCGGCCCGUGCUCUUCGUGCCCAGUGUGGUCGGGAGGCUCCUGAGCGAGAAGCUGUGCCUCCUCAGAGGGUUUGCGAAGUGCCCGGCAGAGCACUUGAGCCAGGAGGAGUACGAGGCCCGCAGCCAGAGAGGGGACAUUGUCGAGGAGCGAGAGGUGUUCGGCGGCCGCCGCUGGGUGACUCGCCAAGCCGUGGAGUCCCUGGCAAAAAGGAACACCCACGCCCUCCUGGACAUCCGGCUGGACGGGCUCUGGGCCCUGCACAGGAUGGAGAUUUUCCCCAUCAUUGUGCACGUCGCCAUCAACGAGAAGGCCGCUAGGAAACUCAGGAAGGGCCUGCAGCGGCUGGGCGCCUCGGAGGAGCAGCUGCUGGCAGAGGCCCGGCGGGAGGAGGGGGAGCUGGACGGAGCGCCGAGCCUGCACCGCGGCCUGGCCCCCGACGGCUGGAGCGACCUGGACACGCUGCUCAGCUCCGCCCGCCUAGCCAUCGCGGACGAGCAGAAGAAGAUCGUGUGGACGGAGCAGCGGCCCCACUGACGCCCCCACGUCCCUUCCUGAGCUGCGGGGGCCUUUGUGGCCCUCUCACCCUAGCUUGGGACUGGAGUGGGGAGGGCUGGCUGGGGGAGCGGGCACCACUACAGGGGUGCUCACCAUGCGAGCCCAGCUCUCUGGAAGCCAGCUCCCCAUUCUCCGUGGGGAUCUAACCUGGAACCCUAGCCACAUGCAGUUCGUUGCGGAGCAGCCUCAUGGUUCUGAACUUUCUCCACUCCUCACCAGGGCCCACAUGGCAUGAACCAGGGACCCCAGCAGUGUGUCCGCUGUGGGGGCGCCUCAUCAUGCAGUACCCCCUUUCCCCCCACUAGACUCUUUCCAGAUGAAGGCCACACUUCCAUUUUACGUUUUGUCACAUUCGAGGGCUCCUUCCAAACCCUGUGCCAGGAUCCCUGGUGCCCGCAAGGCCACGGCCCCCGCCCAGAGCAGAGGCACGAGCCUGUGUUUACCGUGACCCGGCCAACUUGCCCCAGCUUCUGACGGCCAAGAAAGGCCUCCAGGAUUCUCGUUGCAGACACUGGUGUGAGCCUGUUCAGCUUCCGAGUGGCGGAAACCCUACUUCAAGUGGGACGGUGCCUGGAGGCCGCUAAACCUGGCCCGAGAACCUGGGACGCCCACCUUGGGGAGGCCCGAGACCUGCCCAAGCAGCCACCGGGCCCCUCUGUGCCCGAGCCCUGUCUCUCCCUCCUAACCCAGCCCCUCCCCAGAGGCUUAGGGGGCCAUCCGCACGUGGAUCACCUGAGGACCCCCUGGGCCCGGCCUCAGCCCACCCCCAGCCUCGCUCCCCACCUCCAGGGCCAUCAGGGACCAAACGUCAGCACAGGGCCCCUGGAGAAAGUUGUUCUAGAAUUCAGGUAGGUUUUAUCAUAACCAAGUUCAGGAAGUGAAAUUCUCUGUAUUUUCCUAAAAUAAAAAGCUUUCCUGAGGCUCUGGCCUGCCUCUUUCUCCCCGGCCCCCCCACCAGCAUGGAGUUGAGGAGGGAGGGAAGGGCGGUGGGAGCCCAAACACUCUGGGGAAGGAGCCCCCUCUUUCUAGGGGUUCCUGAGUAGAGCUUCUG
Choloepus didactylus (southern two-toed sloth) is the source of this 4518-nucleotide messenger RNA. It is a transcript of the gene CARD14, whose product is annotated as caspase recruitment domain family member 14. The record is from RefSeq and is a predicted model, not a curated record. Bases 471 to 3446 code for a protein of 991 amino acids. Gene Ontology annotation, molecular function: protein binding. The transcript has 23 exons. Lineage: Eukaryota; Metazoa; Chordata; Mammalia; Pilosa; Megalonychidae. Gene Ontology annotation, biological process: regulation of apoptotic process.